Messenger RNA from Sphenostylis stenocarpa, 2940 nucleotides. NCBI's taxonomy places the organism in Eukaryota, Viridiplantae, Streptophyta, Magnoliopsida, Fabales, Fabaceae. The record is from the annotation of a GenBank genome assembly.
AUGUUGCAAAGGGCAGCAAGCAAUGCAUAUUCAUGGUGGUGGGCCAGCCAUGUCAGGACAAAGCAGUCAAAAUGGCUGGAUCAAAGCCUCCAAGAUAUGGAGGAGAAGGUGGCUGCAACCCUCGUUGUGUUGCGAGAUGAGGGGGACUCAUUUGCUAAGCGGGCAGAAAUGUAUUACAAGAAGAGGCCAGAGUUAGCAAAUUUUGUGGAAGAAGCAUUUGGAGCAUAUAAAGCCUUAGCAGACAGAUAUGAUCAUUUAUCAAAGGAACUUCAAAGUGCCAACCGCACCAUAGCCAGUGUCUUCCCAGACCAAGUUCCAUGUCCUAGUGAAGAAGAUGAAGAAGAAGAAAGUGAUACAGGAACUAAUUCAUUAUCACCAGACCCCAAGAAUCAAACACAUAAUAAACCAUCCAUUCCUAAAGUUCCAAACAUCCCAAAGAAGCAUAUUAGAAGUCAAUCCAUGUCGAUCUCCAGAAAGGGCACGCUUAAGAGGACUAUUAGCACUGCAAAAUAUGUUCCAACAAUUUCAUGUUCAGGUCUGACCAAGGUUGAAGCCUUGGAAGAAAUUGACAAGCUUCAGAAAGAAAUAUUGUCACAGCAAACUGAGAAAGAGUUUGUGAGGAGUUUGUAUGAACGCGCCAAUAAAAAGUACUGGGAAAUCGAAGACCAGAUCGCAGCAACACAGAAAAGAGUUUGCAGCUUGCAAGAUGAGUUUGGUGUUGGGACAGUGAUAGAAGACAAUGAGGCUAGAGCUUUGAUGGCAGCAACGGCUCUAAAAUCAUGCCAAGAGACCCUGGAUAAGUUGAAAGAGAUACAAGCUCAAUCAUCUAAAGAAGCUAAAGAGGAGUAUCAAAGGGUAAAGAAAGCUCAUGAGAUGUUUGAGACCCUUAGAGACCAAUUCAUUUCUAAAUAUAUGACAAAACUAGACAAUGAUUAUGGGGACAAAUGUAAGACUGUAGGAGCAGAUAAAAAACGUAUAGAUGACGAUAUGGAUAGCUUGGAGCAACAGGAGAAUGAUGUUGGGUUAUUGAGAGAGAAGAUUAAACAAAAGUUGGCAGAAGAUUCAAGGAAUUCCCUCACUGUGACUGAAAUGGCUGAGUGCAUUGACGAGCUUGUAAAUAAGGUUUGUACCUUGGAAACUGCGGUUUCAUCUCAGACUGGUUUGGUAAAGAGACUAAGAUCAGAAACAGAUGGACUUCAGAAAAAUAUGAGGAAGUUGGAAGAAGACAAGGAAAUGCUCAUAGAAGGCUCAGAAGUCACCAACAAGAAGCUAAAGGAAUUGGAGAAAGAGUUAUGGAGAGUUAAAUUGCUCAACCGAAGUGUCAGAAGUCAAGACAACACCCUCCAAACACACUUUACUGAAGCUAGCUGUAACCUUGAGCACCUUUCUGGAAAAUUGGAUGACAUGAAGCCAGAUGAGGAGGAGGAGGAGAACUUCGUACUUUACAAGAAGAAGAGGAAUGCUUCUGAUGGUAAACCCGGGGAAAAAUCUGAAAAACAUGGUGAUGAAUUGUCUGUUGAUAACUCAAAUGUCAAGACAAUAAAGGAAUAUAAUGGUGCAAAUUUUGAUAAUAACAAGUUUAAUUCGGAUAGUAGUUUUUUGAAUCAAAGGAUUCAAAAGCUGGCACAACAGGAAAAGGAUGAUUUAUCUGAUACAGUGAGCAAUAUUGACAGUGAAUCCCAUGAUUUGGACACUAGGGAGGUUGAUCAACCUAACUGGAGGCAGAUGUUUAUAAGUGGAUUAGAUGACAGAGAAAAGAUUCUGCUGGAUGAGUACACAUCAGUUUUAAUGAACUAUAAGGAUGUCAGGGUGAAGCUCAAUGAUGUGGAAAAGAAAAACCGGGACAUCAUUUUUGAGUUGACACUUCAGCUAAGGGAGAUGAAGAAUGCUCUUGUCGCAAAGGAUAAAGAGAUACAGUUUUUACAUCAGAAGAUGAAUUCUCCAGAUGAAAAUCCUGAUGAAACUCCCUACACUAACACCACAGAAUACAAAUAUACACCAAAUGAAGCACUUCUUCGGGCAGCAGGUGAAGGAGCAAAUGGGUCAGAGUCAGAAUUUUCACAUGUAAAUACAGAUGCAAAUGCAGUCACAACCCCUUUCUCAGAACAUCAAGGUGAAACUGAAAGCACAAGAAAUCCGAAUUCAUCAAGUAUGAAAAUGACACUUGAGAAGCUCAUGGAAAAUCAAGAUAAACGCCGUGAUCUUUCAAACUUAGAACAGAAAUUCCGUUCAGACAUCGACAACUUAAUGGAAGAGAACCUAGAGUUCUGGUUGAGGUUUAGCACUUCAGUUCAUCAAAUUCAAAAGUUCCAAAACUCAAUUCAGGACUUAAAAGCUGAGCUGAAAAUGAUAAAGGAAAAAGACAACAAUUCUGAAGGGUAUUCACAACAAAAACAACAGCCUAUACAAUCUGAGCUCAGGCCAAUAUUCAGACACCUUAGAGAAAUAAGAACUGAAUUAUCACUGUGGGUGGAACAUAAUGCAGUGCUUCAGGAUGAACUGCAAGGAAGGUACUCGUCUUUGUGCAACAUCCAAGAUGAGAUUGCAAGAGCAGGGAAUGCCGAAUCCAGUGGCGACCAGGCUGAGCUAAUUAGCAAGUACCAAGGUGCAAAGUUUCAAGGUGAGAUUCUCAACAUGAAGCAAGAGAAUAGCAAGGUUGCAAGUGAACUGCAAGCAGGUCUUAGCCUUGUGAAGGGAAUGAAAGAUGAUGUUGAGAAGACACUUGAUGAGCUAGAUGAAGCUAUUGGAGUUAAUAGUAUUAUUAAAAAGAAUACCGGCCAGUUGAAACAUUCCAGUAGUCGUGUUCGAAUACCCUUAAGGUCUUUCUUGUUUGGAGUCAAGUUAAAGAAACAAAGACAUCAUCCUUCACUAUUUGCAUGUGUCAACCCAGCAUUGCAAAGACAAAACAGUAUGAAUGAACAAGCACCAGCUCCAAUAUAA